This is a messenger RNA of Carcharodon carcharias (great white shark), 3408 nucleotides long. RefSeq lists its product as uncharacterized. Lineage: Eukaryota; Metazoa; Chordata; Chondrichthyes; Lamniformes; Lamnidae. Gene Ontology annotation, molecular function: RNA binding; metal ion binding; protein binding. Bases 75 to 1706 code for a protein of 543 amino acids. The transcript has 17 exons. The record is from RefSeq and is a predicted model, not a curated record.
UUGUGUAGCGGAGCCGGGGCACUGGCGGCGGCGGCUGUUGUUGCUGUUGAGCCCCGGGUACAGCGAGCGCUGGGAUGAUGCGGAAUGCGGAGCGAUAUGCUGUCAGUCAGAGACCUCUACAGACUGCUGGGCUUACCCAGAGCCUCGGAAACAAUCCAUCUGGCCCUGAUAACUUUGAGAAGAUGGACGAAAAUGCCAUGGAAUGUGAUGAAGCUCCUCAGACAAAUGGAGAAAGGAAUCAAAUUAAACUCUCCUCCAUACAGGAUAAUGGGGUCAAGUUGGACAAACAUGCAACGGACCAGGAAAAAGCGAAAAAGAAAGCAGAACGACGAAGGGCCAAAAAAAAGCGACAGAAAGAAAGAAGAAAACUAGAAAAAGGGAAAAGCAGUGAAGAGAACAAUCAGGAAAAUGAAGACAGCGAUAGCCAUGAGGAGAGCGAAGAAACUGUUAAAAUGCAGAACGUUCCGGAGGGUCUGGAAGGAGGGAAGAAGAAGUCACAGCCACUGGACGGCAUUGGGAAUGGAAACAGUAUACCUGCACCCGUGAUGAUGGAUGAGGAGCCUGAAUGGGAUGUAAGCAGCGCUUUUGUAGCCAAUGCUGCCAGUCACAUUAGACCCAAGAGCAAAGCCAAACCUGACAAAAAGUCAAAGGAAAACAAAGAGAAUGAGGCUAAAAGCCAUGAGCUCACUGAUUUGGACCCAUUAAUACUGAAAAGCAGGCAGCUGGCUGAGCAAGGGAUUGACUUGGCUAAACAAGGCAACUAUUCUAAGGCUGUCGAGCUCUUUACAGAAGCUGUCCAGUUUGAUCCCAAGGAUCACAGAUAUUUUGGAAAUCGAUCCUAUUGCUAUGACAGACUUCGGAAGUAUAAUCUUGCACUAGAAGAUGCUGAAACCUCCAUCAGGCUUGCUGCUGACUGGCCUAAAGGCUACUUCAGAAAGGGAAGAGCACUACUUGGAAUAAAGAAGUACACUGAGGCAGAAUCUGCAUUUGAAGUGGUGCUGCAGUUGGAUAAAGACUGUGAUGAUGCUGUCAAUGAGCUUUUCAAAGUUCGUAUGUUUAGGCUAAUGAAUAUGGGUUUUACCCAGCAACAAAGCUUAAUCGCACUACAGCAACAUCGAACCGUCGAGGCUGCAUUAGACUCUCAUUUAGUGUUAAAGUUUCAAAAACCAAAUCCUGGGACCUUGGAGAUGCCUGAGGAGGAAGAUCGUUUAUUUUUAUUCAAUUUUCCUAUAAUCGAGGAUCAAACCGAGCUGCCUUGUGCAUCGUUAUGGAUUGGAAAUGUUACUGUUCACGUCAAAGAGAAACAGCUUAAAGAUCUGUUUAGAAAUUAUGGGGAGAUCGAAAGUAUCCGGGUAUUACAUGAGCGUUUCUGUGCAUUUGUCAACUUUAAGUGCCACAUGGCAGCUGCUAAAGCAUUGGUGGCAUUGCAGGGGAAAGAAAUAGAAAACACAAAGCUGCUAAUCAGAUAUCCUGACAGACAUCUGAAUAAACAAAGCUCCCCACUGCAGAAGUCCCCUGUCCCGGUGCAAGUGUCAGUCCAGCCAAAAAUAGUGACAGCGUCAUCAUGCGGGGUGAAGCGUCGAGGUCCAGUGGAGGGUGACGAAUGCUACUUUUGGCGUACUACUGGCUGCCAUUUUGGAGAUAAAUGCCGCUACAAGCACAUUCCUGACCACAGAGGAGUUGACAAAAAGCCCUGGCAGCACUGAAGGAGCCCUGCUCUACCCGAAGACCAAAUAAAAAAGCAAAGUAUUAAGGAUGCACUAACUCCAGCACAGCUUUCCAAACCUCAGGGCCGAUUUGACGGUCAUUAGUACCACUCAUUAGAUCCAUCGUUCUGUCUUUUUGAAAGCAGUUGGAAUUGGAUAUUUGCACUCCAAAUCUAACCUGUUGGACUAAGUACAAGUACUGUAGGGUUGAGGAAAAAUUGAUUUUUGACACUCUUGAUUCCAGUUUUUGGGACACAUUUACCUCUCUCACUCUGAAGUGUGUUGCAUAUACUUGUGUGGUAUUUCAAAGCUCCAUUUUGUUCGGGAUAUUCCAAAUGAAAAACACAAGUUUUGGGAGCAGCUAAAAAUCCCCUCUCUCCCCUUGUGCAGUGUCCCUUUUUUGAUCUUUUGUCUUCAUCCAUUUUCAAAUAUGUUCAGUGAUUUCCUUGAAAUAUUUCCAGGGUGCCUUGACUCAUUACCUUGCACUUGCCUUGGGUUCUGAGUUUGAAUCUGAUGCAUGUAGGAGGAGGGCCCUUUACCCUUCGGAGCCUGUUCCGUCAUUCAGUGUGAUCACAGCUGAUAUACGACCUAAGUCCAUCUACCUGCCUUUUCCUAAUGUCCCUUCACCCCUUUGAUUGACAAAAAUUGGUUUAUCUCAGAUUUAAAAUUUGCAAUUGAUCUAGCAUCAGUUGCUGCUUUCAGAACAGAGUUCCGAACUUCUAGCACCCAUUGUGUGUCUAAAAGUGUUUCCUAAAUUUAUUCCUGAAAUGACUAGUUCUACGUUUUUGACUGUGCCCCCUAGUUCUAGACUCUCAACCAGCAGAAAUAGUUUCUCUCUAAGUCCUCUCUUCAUAUCUUGAAAAUUUUGAACAAAUCACCCCUAAAUUCCAGGCAGUCCAAUGCUAAUUUGUUUAAUCCCACCUCAUUAGGUUAAACCUUGACAUUCAGGUAUUGUUCUGGUAAAUCUAGGCUGCAGUGCCUCGAAGGCUAAUAUAUUCUUCCAAUAUAUCCCUCCUAAGAUGUGUUGCCUGCAACUUGACACAGUAUCCCAGGUGUGGUCUAACCAGGACUUUGUAUAUCUGGAACAUAACAUAUACUCCUUCGUAUGUUAAUCCUCUGGAUAAAGAAGAUUUGAGGCAAUAAGUUGAAAUGUCUUGGAAGGGUGUUUCUGCAGAAGCACUGAUACAGCAACACAAUGGGGAGAAUUACAUACAACCCAUUACAUGAAGCAAAGUUUAGCCUCUUUGUUUGGUGCGAGGAAGUCUCCCAAGAUAGUUGGACACCGCUUUCAUGUCUCUAUAUUUUCCCCUUGCUUCAAGUUAUCCGAACUUGCCUUCAGCCUGCCUGGACUUUCCUCUUUUCUUCAAAGGUGAGACCCACAGCUCCCAGAUCAGCCAUGUCUCAAACAUAAAGCGAAGCCCUGUCAGUGCUGGAGAUUCUGAGGUAAAAUGCUGGAAACCCUCUGUGGGUCACGCCACACCUAUGGCGAAGGGGGAAAGUAGGGUUAAUGUUUCAGGUCAGCCGCCUUCCCUUAGGACCCUGUAUCCUUUUGGCAGCUGCAAGAAGGCUUGAGAUACUGUCCAUAAGACAUAGAAGCAGAAGUAGGCCAUUUGGCCCAUCGAGUCUGCUCUACCAUUCAAUGAGAUCAUGGCUGUUCUGAUAAUCCUCAACUCCACUUUCCUGCCUUUUCCCCGUAACCCUC